Molecule: messenger RNA, 899 nt
Organism: Habropoda laboriosa
Lineage: Eukaryota; Metazoa; Arthropoda; Insecta; Hymenoptera; Apidae
Gene: Brms1
Product: breast cancer metastasis-suppressor 1-like protein
Exons: 3
Coding region: 85-777 (230 amino acids)
Biological process (GO): negative regulation of transcription by RNA polymerase II
Cellular component (GO): Sin3-type complex
Molecular function (GO): histone deacetylase binding
Source: RefSeq, a predicted model, not a curated record
ACAAGUACAUACCAUUCUUUUUUCACGACCUUAAGUAUUUUGUGACGUCACUUUAAAAAAAAGUAUACAAUUAUAUUACAACAGAUGCCAAGCGUUAAGGAUGAAUCUGAGCCAGAAGGAGAAGAAAUGUCUCAUGACAGUAAUGAAAGCAAUCAAAGCUCUGCAUCAUGUGACAGUAGUGCAGAACAUACCGACAGCGAUGACUCCUCAGAAAUGGAUGAAGAUGAAUGUGAAAGGAGACGCAAUGAAUGUAUGGAAAAUUUAGUAGACUUAGAACGGCAAUUCACUCUUCUGAAAGAACAGCUUUAUCGUGAAAGAAUUAUUCAAGUAGAUACAAAAUUAGGAGAAGUUCGUGUUGGAAAAUCUGAAGAAUAUUUAGUACCAUUAGAACGUUUAAAAGAAAAUAUGAAAACAAAAACAGAAGUAGCUGGAAUACUAAAGCAAUAUAGAUUACAAAAUAUACAAAAUAAAUUCCUAGCAGAAGAACAAGCUGCAUUGCAAAAUUUUGAAAGUGAAAAAGAAUUAAUCUGGGAUUGCAUUCAUAAUGAUUUGCAAGAGAAAAUUCGUAGACUAGAGGAGGAUAAAAAUAACGUUGAUAUUCAUGCAGAUUUAUGGUUAAAUUCGAAUGGGAGAAGACGCAGAAAUCACACUGAAAGAAGAAGAGCUGUUUCUGUUGCUGGACCCUACAUUGUUUAUAUGCUUAAUGAUGCAGAUAUUCUUGAGGAUUGGGCGUUGAUAAAGAAAAGUCUAAGCAGUCGAAAAACUGAAAUAAUGUAAUACUAUAUGCAGAUAUAGAUUAAUUUUUAAAAUACAACUUCAAUGAUGCUAAUGUAUCGCCCUUUUAUAAGUGUAAAAUUUCUAAAAGAUAUUAGAGCGAUCAUUACCUUCAUUUUAUAACA